Vidua macroura (Pin-tailed whydah) is the source of this 2735-nucleotide messenger RNA. RefSeq names its product 5-phosphohydroxy-L-lysine phospho-lyase (gene PHYKPL). Gene Ontology annotation, cellular component: mitochondrion. The coding region runs from base 43 to 1401 and encodes 452 amino acids. Gene Ontology annotation, molecular function: transaminase activity; pyridoxal phosphate binding. The transcript is spliced from 12 exons. The record is from RefSeq and is a predicted model, not a curated record. Lineage: Eukaryota; Metazoa; Chordata; Aves; Passeriformes; Viduidae.
UCCGCCGCCGGCCCGCGCGGCCCCGCGGGCGGCUCCGUGGCCAUGCGGGCGGCACAGCCGCGCUCCCGGCAGCAGACGCUGGCCCUGCGGCGGCAGCUCGUCGGCUCUUCUUGCAAGCUGUUUUUUCCUAAUGAUCCAGUGAAGAUCAUGAAGGCCAAAGGCCAGUAUAUGUAUGAUGAGAAUGGGAGACAGUACCUUGACUGCAUAAACAAUGUUGCUCACGUUGGACACUGUCACCCUGAUAUAGUAAAGGCAGCCCAUGAACAGAAUCAAUUGUUAAAUACAAAUUCUCGUUACCUUCAUGACAACUUGGUUGAUUAUGCAGAGAGACUUUCAAAAACACUACCUGAGAAAUUAUGUAUCUUCUAUUUUUUGAAUUCUGGAUCUGAAGCCAACGACCUUGCUCUGAGAUUGGCACGACAGUACACAAAACAUGAGGAUGUUAUCGUUUUAGACCAUGCUUACCAUGGACAUCUGACAUCUUUGAUUGACAUAAGCCCAUAUAAAUUCAGAAAUCUAGAAGGACAAAAGGAAUGGGUCCACGUGGCUCCUGUUCCAGACACAUACAGAGGACUUUAUAGAGAAGACCAUGAAGAUUCAGUAACAGCCUAUGCUGAUGAAGUAAAAAAUAUUAUUGAGCAUGCACAUAAGAGAGGCAGAAAGAUUGCUGCAUUUUUUGUUGAAUCUCUACCAAGUGUGGGUGGUCAAAUCAUUCCCCCAGCAGGGUAUUUUCAGAAGGUUGCAGAGCAUGUGCACAAGGCAGGAGGUGUAUUUAUUGCUGAUGAAAUUCAAGUUGGCUUUGGCAGGGUUGGCAAGCACUUUUGGGCAUUCCAGCUUCAGGGAGAAGAUUUUAUACCUGAUAUUGUCACUAUGGGGAAACCAAUAGGAAAUGGGCACCCACUUGCUUGUGUAGCAACAACAAAAGAAAUUGCAGAAGCAUUUGCGGCCACAGGAGUAGAGUAUUUUAAUACAUUUGGUGGGAACCCUGUUUCAUGUGCCAUUGGAUUAGCUGUGUUAGAUGUAAUUGAAAAGGAACACCUUCAGGCUCAUGCCACAGAGGUAGGCAACUUCUUGAUGAAGACACUCAAGGAGCAGCAAAUCAAGCAUCCCAUCAUCGGUGAUGUCAGAGGUUGUGGCUUAUUCAUUGGAGUGGACUUAAUCAAGGACCAAGCAGAAAGGACUCCAGCCACAGCAGAAGCAGAGGAUUUAAUAACAAGACUUAAGGAAAAAUAUAUUCUACUGAGUACAGAUGGGCCAGGAAGAAAUGUGCUGAAAUUCAAGCCCCCAAUGUGUUUUAACAUGGAGGAUGCAAAAUUUGUUGUGGAGACAAUUGACAAAAUACUAACAGAUAUGGAAAAAGAAUGUCUGAACCAACAGAAAACACCUAUUUGGUCCACCUGAGCAGGUAUUUACCUAGAGUCACCCAGAACCAUUUAAAAGCCAAGGUUCCUAAACAUAAUUUCACAAGCACUGUCAGAAUAAAGCUUCCUCAGAGAUGCUGUUACUCAAAGGUUGCAGGAAUUUCUGGGGAUCUCCAAGCAUGGACCACACAUCCAGCAUUCACAACUGCCUUCCAUCAGUCUGACACUCCCAGCAACACUGUGUGCAUCACUUGUUGUAAGCAAGGGCCAACAUGUCCCAGACAUGACUGUCUCUAGAGCAUGCAAAUGACUGCACAUCCACACAAACAGAGCUUUCUUUUCUGCUUGCUGCUCAGUGCCUUCAGGCUCCAGCCAGAAGCUGGUCCAGCUGUAUAACCACUUCUCAGCAGAUCUCCCCUUAAGUGUCAUUUCAGGUUCACAGCUGGCAUCUCAUGCUUCAGGAUCCAUUUACCCCUAGACAAAAAGUUUGUGGGUAUCAGAGUAAGAUCGGUCUUGUUAAGUCUUCAUAGUCUUGUUAUCUCUUCAUCUGUUGAGGUCCCUCAGUAGAUUGCCAAGAGAACAUCUAGCUGCAACUCAGUUUGCUACACACUCAUGAGCACAGUGUACACUUAAAGUUACCACCUUGGUAACAACAUCCUUUGGUACACUUAGUACUUCUUCAAACUACUCUAAGAGACAACCAGAUGUUUAGAUGAACUCUGGAUAGCUGGGCAGGAAUGCACCUAACAUGGUCAUUGUGAGCAGUGUAAUCAUUAGUGGCCUCAACCACCAUGAGAUUCACAGUGCUAUGGCCCUGAGCUAAGGAGAAAUGUGUUUUUAGUUCAGUGUAUAUUAGUAUAGCAGGCACAAGAAAAAUGUGUUAAUAUUUUAUUUAGCAAGUUAAUGGAAAGACAUACAGCUGUUUAUACUACUUAUUCUUAGGAACAGAAAGAUUACUUAACAGUGCCAGUGCAAAUUAGAGGCCUAAUGACUUAAUGUACUUAUCUGUGAUCUAAACUAAGCAAGAAAAAUGCCUUUAUUUUCUACAGGAAACCAAGAAUGCAAAAAGCCUCUUACUACGUACAGUACUAGUAAGACACUUACAUAUAAUGUAAGCGAAAAUGAGGCAAUUAAGUAAUUUCUUUUAAUGAUACUUUUACAAAAAAAAACCGUAACAUUAUUUUCUUUCCAUAGGUUUCAAACAAUGUUCAAGAUCUACUACUAAGAAACAUUAUUCUACUAUAAUAAUGCACAUUUAAUCUUCAUCCUAGCAUGUCUUAGACCAGAUAAGUCACCUUUGAGUUUUCUGUUUUCAUUUAUCUUGUUUUUAGUAAAAGCUCUAAGAGAAAUAAAUUUUACAAGAGCUUGUCUCAA